AUGGAAGGGAAAGUACCACCAUUUGCAAAACCAAAUGCUUCAGAAGUUAAUAAGCGAUUUAAAGAUGCGAAUGAUAAAGAUACAUUUAUAACAAAAAAUAAAGUAAUUCGUUGUGGAAAUAAUAUGCCACAAUAUGAUGUACCUGACUUAGACACAAAUGCAUCAAACUUUCAAGCUCCAAUUGAUUCACCAACUUGUGUUGGCCAAACUGUGGGUUCUGAUAUGACAUUGAAAACAAAGUCAAAGUCAUUGGCUUAUGAUAAUGUACCGGAAAUGAAUACACGUUAUAAUGCAGAUUUUUCUGCAUCAUAA
Parnassius apollo (apollo) is the source of this 312-nucleotide messenger RNA. The record is from the annotation of a GenBank genome assembly. Lineage: Eukaryota; Metazoa; Arthropoda; Insecta; Lepidoptera; Papilionidae.